CACUCGGAGCUAGAGUGACCUUUAUUGGAGUAAUUCGCUCGCCGGUCGCUGUGGCAGCGACUGAAAGUCGCUUUCGCUUAUUUUCAGGGCCCUGUCAAAAAACAAAAUAAAAAUAAAAAUUGGGACAGGGUUUUUAUUUUAAGCAGGUGGAUCAGACAGCCUAUCCAGAAUGGGAGGCAAUGGAAGCACGACGAGGAAAGUGUCAUUCGGACUGGACGAAGACGAGAAGGUCACAGUCAUUCAAGGAGUGAAGCUGUCGGAGGACGUGCUGCGACGGAUGAGGGAAUCCCAGGGAUCUGACAGCGAGAGUCACAAACCACCAACAAGUCCAAAGCAGACAGGACCUUCCACUGCAGAAUUACAGCAGGAAAUACGCAAAAAGUUUGAGUAUGAGCAGGCCUUAGUGCAGGAGCAGCUGGCCAGACUGGCCCAAAAGGAGAGAGAACGAGAGGCUACAGCAGCCACACAGGGCCUGGUUGAUGUGAGCUCAGCUCUUAUCAUUGAGAGAGGCAAAACCCACGAAGAGCUGGCGAAAGCCAAAAUGCUGGCUGGACAGCUUGAGAGGAAAGAACGGGAGCUGGCCAGUAUCUCAGCUUUCUAUAAAGAACAAUUAGAAAUGCUGGAAAAAAAGAACCUUGAAAACUACAAGCAAGUCAGUGAGCAGUACAACCAGGCAGCUACCAAGACUGAGGAUCAUAUCCGGCCUUGCUACACAGCCCCAGUCUGCACCGAACUGCAGACCCAAGUGCUCCAGUGCUACAAAAACAACUCGAAGCAGACCCUUCUCUGCUCCAGCGUGGCCAAACAAUACAUGUCCUGCAUCCAGCAAGCAAAGAAGAGCUUACUGACCAACCAUGGUUGAGAAACCCAAAACAGCAGAGAGGAGGAAGAUAAGAAAGGAAUGCGUCCAAUCCGUCCAUCUCUAGUCUCCUUCUCAAUCCGUCCAUCCGUUAAUUUAUUCAUCCACCGUCACCAACCGCAUACAUCCCCAUACCCAACUCAUCCACCUCCGCCCCCCCCCCCCCCCCGGGUCCCUCUUGUCUUUUGGAGUGCAUUAGCUUGACUCUUCGCCCCAGAGUGUAUGAUGUGUUGGUUUAUUGUCGAGUUGUGCCGGCAUACCCCUGCCGUCGCUGAAAUAAAUCCCAGUGAUCUGGUGGAGAUGAAGCCGCAGAUUGUGUGUUUGUGUGUGUGUGUGUGUGUGUGUGUGUGUGUGUGUGUGUGUGUGUGUGUGUGUGUGUGUGUGUGUGUGUGCAUGCACAUGAUGUGGAGGAUGUCAGCCGCUUGUCGCACCGUGCUAAUAACGCUCCCGCUACCGAGAAUAGGGUCAUAAGCACCCUUCCAACAAGGCACGGCAGGCCCCGGGGCUUGGUUGCACGCCACGCUCCAGGUUUCAUUAAGACAGAGGGAAGAGAAGAAAUGGAGGGAUGUGAGGUAUAUAUAUUAAAUGCAGAAAUGUACUCUAAGGUUGUGUGCGC
This is a messenger RNA of Lampris incognitus (smalleye Pacific opah), 1475 nucleotides long. Its product is annotated as MICOS complex subunit mic25a-like. The record is from RefSeq and is a predicted model, not a curated record. The transcript has 8 exons. Bases 170 to 862 code for a protein of 230 amino acids. NCBI's taxonomy places the organism in Eukaryota, Metazoa, Chordata, Actinopteri, Lampriformes, Lampridae. Gene Ontology annotation, biological process: inner mitochondrial membrane organization. Gene Ontology annotation, cellular component: mitochondrion; MICOS complex.